Molecule: messenger RNA, 5823 nt
Organism: Marmota monax (woodchuck)
Lineage: Eukaryota; Metazoa; Chordata; Mammalia; Rodentia; Sciuridae
Gene: Scn11a
Product: sodium voltage-gated channel alpha subunit 11
Exons: 26
Coding region: 1-5370 (1789 amino acids)
Biological process (GO): neuronal action potential; sodium ion transmembrane transport; membrane depolarization during action potential
Cellular component (GO): plasma membrane; axon; voltage-gated sodium channel complex
Molecular function (GO): voltage-gated sodium channel activity
Source: RefSeq, a predicted model, not a curated record
AUGGAUGACAGGUGCUACCCAGUGAUCUUCCCAGAUGAGCGGAAUUUCUGCCCCUUCACUUCUGACUCUCUGGCUGCAAUAGAGAAGCGGAUUGCUGCCCAAAAAGAGAAAAAGAAGUCCAAAGACAAGACUGUGGCAGAACCCCAACUUCGACCUCAACUUGACCUGAAGGCCUCCAGGAAGUUGCCCAAGCUCUAUGGCAACAUUCCCCGUGACCUGAUAGCGAAGCCCCUGGAAGACUUGGACCCGUACUAUAGAAAUCAUAAGACAUUUAUGGUGUUGAACAAGAAGAGAACCAUCUACCGCUUCAGUGCCAAGCGUGCCUUGUUCAUUUUGGGACCUUUCAAUCCACUCAGAAGUUUAGCCAUUAGAAUCCUGGUCAAUUCAUUGUUCAGCAUGUUCAUCAUCUGCACAGUCAUUGUCAACUGUGGGCUAAUGGCUGCGGUUGGCUUUAAGGAAAACAAUUGCACCGACAUUAAGGAAAACAAUAGCACCGGCAAUAAGGAAAACAGUACCGAGACAGACGUUUCUGAAUACAUCUUCACUGCGAUUUAUAUUUUGGAAGCCGUGAUAAAAAUAUUGGCAAGAGGUUUUAUCCUGGAUGAGUUUUCUUUCCUUCGAGAUCCGUGGAACUGGCUGGACUCCAUUGUCAUUGGAACAGCGAUUGCAUCUUAUUUUCCAUUUGGAAAAAUCAAUCUGUUGUCCCUGCGUACCUUCCGAGUGUUCAGAGCUUUGAAGGCAAUUUCAGUAGUUUCAGGUCUGAAGGUUAUUGUGGGGGCCUUGCUGCGUUCUGUGAAGAAGCUCGUUGACGUGAUGGUCCUCACCCUCUUCUGCCUCAGCAUCUUCGCCCUGGUAGGUCAGCAGCUCUUCAUGGGAAAUCUGAACCAGAAAUGUAUCAGGACCAACUGUACCCAAAACUUUGAAACUAAUGAAUAUUGCUUUGAAAAGGAAGAAGAUUCCAAAGAACCCAUGUUGUGUGGCAGCUGGUUUGGCAGCAGAUCCUGUCCCAACAACUCUACGUGCAACCACACCAGAAUUAAUCCUGACAGUAAUUAUACAAAUUUUGACAACUUUGGCUGGUCUUUUCUUGCCAUGUUCCGGCUUAUGACUCAAGAUUCCUGGGAGAAGCUUUAUCGACAGACCCUGCGCACCUCUGGGCUCUACUCAGUCUUCUUCUUUGUGGUGGUCAUCUUCCUGGGCUCUUUCUACCUGAUUAACUUAACCCUGGCUGUUGUCACCAUGGCUUACGAGGAGCAGAACAGGAAUGUAGCUGCAGAGACUGAGGCCAAGGAAAAAAUGUUUCAGGAAGCCCAGAAGCUGUUAAAGGAGGAAAAGGAGGCUCUGGUUGCCAUGGGGAUUGACAGAAGUUCACUCAAUUCCCUUCAAGCAUCGUCUUUUUCCCCAAAGAAGAGAAAGUUCCUUGGAAAUAAGAAAAAGAAGUCCUUAUUGAAGAGAAAGUCUAGGAAAGACAAAACUUCAGGAUCAGAUUCUGAUGGAGAGGCUCCCUCAAAUCCACCCCUUCUAGAGCAAACCAAACGAUUGUCCCAGAACCUGCCAGUGGAUCUGUUUGAUGAGCACGGAGACCCCUUCCAAAGACAGAGGGCACUGAGUGCUGUCAGCAUCCUUACCAUCACCAUGCAUGAACAAGAAAAAUCCCAGGAGCCUUGUCUCCCAUGUGGGGAAAACCUGGCAUCCAGAUACCUCGUGUGGAACUGCAGUCCCUGGUGGCUGCGCCUUAAGAAGGCCCUGAGAUUUGUGAUGACUGACCCUUUCACUGAGCUGGCCAUCACCAUCUGCAUCAUAAUCAAUACCAUCUUCUUGUCCAUGGAGCAUCAUAAUAUGGAUCCAUAUCUGAAGAGCAUAUUGCAAAAAGGAAAUUGGGUUUUCAGUGGCAUUUUUAUAGCAGAAAUGUGCCUAAAAAUCAUCGCACUUGAUCCAUACCACUACUUUCGCCAAGGCUGGAACAUUUUUGAUAGCAUCGUAGCUCUCCUGAGUGUUGCAGAAGUCCUCUGUGAAGAGUCAAAGUGGUCAUUCUUGCGUUCCUUCAGAGUGCUGAGGGUCUUCAAGUUAGCCAAAUCCUGGCCAACUUUAAAUACACUAAUUAAGAUAAUUGGCCACUCUGUUGGAGCUCUUGGACAUCUGACUGUGGUCCUGGCCAUCGUGAUCUUUAUUUUCUCGGUAGUUGGCGUGCAGCUUUUUGGCUCUAAAUUCUGUCGCCAAAAGAGUGCACACCUCUGUUCUGCCUCUGAAGACCCAUGUUUGCGGCGCUGGCACAUGGGAGAUUUUUACCACUCCUUCCUGGUGGUAUUCCGCAUCCUCUGUGGGGAAUGGAUCGAAAACAUGUGGGCAUGUAUGCAAGAAGUUAACAAACCGAUGUGCAUUAUUGUCUUUGUCUUGAUAUUGAUAAUAGGAAAGCUUGUGGUGCUCAACCUCUUCAUUGCUUUAUUGCUCAAUUCCUUCAGCAAUGAAGAGAGAUAUGGAAUCUCAGAAGGAGAGGCCAGGAAAACCAAAGUGCAGUUAGCCCUGGAUCGGUUCCGCCGUGCUUUUUCUUUUGUGAUUCACACGCUUGAACAUUUCUGUUGCAAGCAAUGCAAGAGGCAUAACUUACCAAAGCUAAAAGAGAUGACAGCAGACUCUGAUGCAGAGAGCAAGGACAUUAUUCCUCUGGCUGCAGAUAUGAAAAGGGGGUCAGAAACCCAGGAGGAAUUUGGUGUACUAAACUCUGCACAAAAGACUUUCAGCCUUGGGUAUGAUAGGAGUUGGCUGGCCCCACUUGCAGAGGAAGAGAAUGAUGUUGAAUAUUCUGAUAAAGAUGAUGCAUCAUCCAUCACGCACUCGGAGGCUGAAAGACAGGCCUAUGACCUUCACCAGGAGAAGCCUGCCAUCCCAGCAGAUCAAAGUGUGGAAAUUGAAGUGUUUCCUGAGGAAGAGGUUUAUUUGGCCGUGCAAAAUCCCAGAAAGAAGUCUGAUGCCAUCAGUAUCCCAUCAGAAUGUAGCACUAUAGAUCUGCAGGAAGCCUUUGGAUAUUUGUAUAGAAUUGUUCCCCAACAAAAGCAACCAGAGAGAUGUUUACCUAAAGGUCUGCAUUGCUUCUUUCCCUGCUGUAGGAAGGACAGGAGAAGGUCUCCCUGGGUCAUUUGGUGGAACCUGCGGAAAACCUGCUACCAAAUAGUGAAACACAGCUGGUUUGAGAGCUUUAUUAUCUUUGUGAUUCUGCUGAGCAGUGGGACGCUGGUAUUUGAAGAUGUUCACCUUGACAAGCGGCCACACGUCCAAGAAAUACUAAAUUAUACUGACCAUGUUUUCACAUAUAUUUUCAUCUUUGAGAUGGGUCUGAAAUGGGUGGCCUUUGGAUUUGGGAAGUAUUUCACUAGUGCCUGGUGCUGGCUCGAUUUCAUCAUUGUGAUUGUCUCCGUGGUCAGUCUCUUCACCGUAAAUACGUGGAAGCCCCUUCGGACUCUGCGAGCACUGAGACCUCUUCGAGCGCUGUCUCAGUUUGAAGGAAUGAAGGUGGUGGUCAAUGCUCUCAUAGGGGCCAUUCCUGCCAUUCUCAACGUUUUGCUUGUUUGCCUGAUUUUCUGGCUCAUAUUUUGUAUCCUGGGAGUAAACUUCUUUUCCGGACAUUUUGGAAGAUGUAUUCGUGGAAAAGAUAAAAGCAAAUAUCUUCCUAAUGUUGAAAACCGAAGUCAGUGUAAUGAGUGUAAUGAGACUUGGGUCAACCUGGAAGUCAACUUUGACAAUGUGGGGAUCGCUUACCUUGCUCUGUUGCAAGUGGCAACAUAUAAAGGCUGGCUGGACAUCAUGGAAGCAGCUGUUGAUUCCAGAGGGGAAGAAAAACAGCCAGCAUUUGAGGCAAAACCACUCAUGUACCUUUACUUUGUUGUUUUUAUCAUCUUUGGGUCAUUCUUCACUCUGAAUCUCUUUAUUGGUGUUAUUAUUGACAACUUCAACCAACAGCAGAAAAAGAUAAGUGGCCAAGACAUUUUUAUGACAGAAGAACAAAAGAAAUAUUACAGUGCAAUGAAAAAAUUAGGAACCAAGAAACCUCAAAAACCCAUUCCAAGGCCUCUGAAUAAAUGUCAAGGUCUUGUGUUUGACCUGGUCACACACCAGGUCUUUGACAUCUUCAUCAUGAGUCUCAUUGUCCUAAACAUGGUUGGCAUGAUGGCUGAAUCAUAUGAACAAUCCGAAGGCGUGACAGUUACCUUUGAUAAUAUCAACAUAGCCUUUGUGAUCAUCUUUACGAUAGAGUGUCUCAUCAAAAUCUUUGCUUUGAGGCAAUACUACUUCACCAAUGGCUGGAAUUUAUUUGAUUGUGUGGUCGUGGUUCUUUCUAUUAUUAGUACAAUGGUCUCUGCCUUGGAAAAUCAGGAGCACAUUCCUUUUCCACCAACACUCUUCAGAAUCGUGCGCCUGGCUCGGAUUGGGCGCAUCCUGAGACUUGUCCGGGCGGCGCGAGGAAUCAGGACCCUCCUAUUUGCUCUGAUGAUGUCCCUUCCCUCUCUGUUCAACAUCGGUCUUCUACUCUUUCUGGUCAUGUUUAUUUAUGCCAUUUUAGGUAUGAAAUUUUUUUCCGAAGUGAGGAAAGGCGCUGGGAUCGAUGACAUAUUCAACUUCAAAACUUUCGAAGGCAGCAUGCUCUGUCUCUUCCAGAUAACCACAUCAGCAGGCUGGGACUCCCUCCUCAACCCCAUGCUGAAUUCAGGAGAGUCAGGCAACUCCUCAGCCAACAGUCACCUCCCAGCUGUAGCCACCGCCUACUUUGUUAGUUACAUCAUCAUCUCCUUCCUCAUCGUGGUCAACAUGUAUAUCGCUGUGAUUUUAGAGAACUUCAAUACAGCCACGGAAGAAAGUGAGGACCCUCUGGGGGAAGAUGAUUUUGAAAUAUUCUAUGAAGUCUGGGAAAAGUUUGACCCUGAAGCCACACAGUUUAUUGACUACUCUGCCCUUUCUGACUUUGCCGAUGCCCUGCCUGAGCCUUUGCGUGUGGCCAAGCCAAAUAAAUUCCAGUUCCUUGUCAUGGACUUGCCCAUGGUGAGUGGGGAUCGUCUCCACUGCAUGGAUAUUCUCUUUGCCUUCACCACUAGGGUCCUUGGUGACUCCACUGGCCUGGAUACCAUGAAAGCUAUGAUGGAGGAAAAGUUCAUGGAAGCCAACCCCUUCAGGAAGUUAUAUGAACCCAUAGUCACUACCACCAAGAGAAAGGAAGAGGAAAGAGGUGCUGCUAUCAUUCAAAAGGCCUUUCGGAGGUACAUGAUGAAGAUGACCAAGUGUGCCUUGGAAGACAGGCCUCCUGCGUCAUUCCAGACACUUUGCAACGGAGACUUGUCAAGCUCUGAGGGAGCCAAGGGCAAAGUGCACUAUGACUGAGCCUCUCACCUCACCCCUACCUCACAGCCUCACAGUCCUGCCUCCAGCCUUAGCUCAGAGGUCUGCAGCUCGGUGUAGGAACAAGCCGUGAACUCAUUGAAUGAGCCAUUCUAUUUUGGUUUUUGGACCGAAAGAAGUGAUAGUUCAGUAUUCAUUUAAAAUGAUUCUUGCAGAGGUAUAAGAUAAGGCUGCCUUAACUGUUUACUGCUGGUACUAUUUUAGUAAGGAACAAGACACAAGAUAGGGCUGCAGAGGAUAUCCUCACUAAAGUUAGGAUUGAAACACUGUUCGACUGACAUAAAAACAAAAGAAUAAAACAAACAAAAAUCAUGUUAAAAUUUUAAAUUGUGUCCCCAUAUGUUUCUAGGUAUAAUACCUUUGCUGAAUGAUUUUCCAAUGAGAGUAUGUAGUUUAACCACAUAGAGCUCUUUUAUGUGCUAAGUGAAAAAUAAA